This is a messenger RNA of Fopius arisanus, 2567 nucleotides long. RefSeq names its product DNA helicase MCM8. Gene Ontology annotation, molecular function: single-stranded DNA binding; ATP hydrolysis activity; ATP binding. The transcript is spliced from 2 exons. The coding region runs from base 151 to 2520 and encodes 789 amino acids. Gene Ontology annotation, cellular component: MCM complex; nucleus. The record is from RefSeq and is a predicted model, not a curated record. Lineage: Eukaryota; Metazoa; Arthropoda; Insecta; Hymenoptera; Braconidae.
UUCAAUGGAAUUACGAAUGAUGACCACAAAAUUGUACGAUAAAUUGCAAUUUGAAAUUUUUUUCUGCACUUUUUUAAAUAAAGGGUCACUUGGGAGAGUAGGUCGUAAACAAUUCAGACAAGCCAAGGAUUUUAAGGAAUAAUUGUGAGGAUGAAUGGCCCAAGACGCUGGAGUAAAGCGAUCAAGAGGAAGAGAAAAUCGCAGGACGACGUGGUAGCUUCCAAGGAAGAUGAAGUUCCAGAUCCUCCAGAGGAUCCUGACAACAACAACAAGGAUGACCCAACACUGGACGUCUACGAGGCCCAGAUGAAUUCCGAUCUCUCAUUAUACGGUUUUCACCUGUACUUCGAUAAAUUAUCAAAAAUCACUGAGAAGCGCGUAGUCGAGAAAUCAGGAAUAGCCCAAGGUUUUUUCACUCGAAAUCCGGACGCCCUUGUCCCCAGCAAAUCCGGUCCUUCCUUCAACCUUGACAUGAAGCGAUUCUCCAUUGACAAGGAGUUCGUGGAGGAAUGGGAAAAUUUUCCAGAAGACAUGGAGAAAAAUCCGAGAGAGACAUUGAAUAUCCUUGGUCUUGCACUCCACCAGGUGCUGGUCAACUCGAAAUUGAAUGGGGCUGGUAUAAAUUCGGGUGAUGACAUAAAUUUGCCUACGAUCAGAGUAAAUAUUGUUAAUUACAGGCCACUUGUUGCACUGAGAGACAUCAUGAUUGACAGUUAUGGAAAACUGAUAGGAACGAGGGGAUGUGUGAUAAGAGUUGGUAGGCCAAAGUACAUGGCCCAGUGGUUGCCCUUUUCCUGUGAUAAAUGCAGCAAUUGGAUGGUAAUGAGACAGCCUGAUGGCAUAUACAAACUCCCGAAGAAGUGCAAGACCUGUGGCACAUGUAAAUUCACACCUAGAUUGGAUUCACCACAUGUCAAGAGUAUUCCAUUCCUCGUUAUCAAAUUGCAGGAGCAUUUUGAUGAUAAUCAGGACGACAAGGGUAAGAUGCCGAGGGUUGUUGAGGUCGAGCUCGUAUCUGAUCUUGUGGAGAGCUGCAUGCCUGGGGAUGACAUCACCGUCGUGGGAAUUGUCAAGAUAAGGGGAACUGAUGAUGGCAAUCAGAAUAAAAAAACCACUGCUGAGGCCAACGCUCUGUACAUCGAGGCUGUAUCUAUCGUCAAUAAUAAAAACAAAGCUAGAAAUAGGACUGCUCUUGGAGUGGAUCUUGAUCAUCAGGAUUACAUUUUUAUCAAGAAUAUUCAUGACAGUCAUGAUGUAUUUUCGUUGCUCGUCAGAUCACUUUGUCCUGCCAUUUAUGGGAAUGAAAUCAUCAAGGCUGGCCUUUUGCUCAGUUUAUUUGGGGGUUGCGCUAAGCACGACUCCUUGAGGAAUGAUCUUCAUGUGCUGCUGGUUGGGGAUCCUGGGCUUGGGAAGUCUCAGUUACUUCAGGCGUGCUCGAGGAUCUCUACAAAAGGUGUCUACGUGUGUGGUAACUCCAGCACAACAUCAGGAUUGACAGUGACACUCACAAAAGAAAAUGGCACGAAUGAUUUUGCCCUGGAGCCCGGUGCCCUAGUCCUGGCGGACAAAGGUACGUGUUUCAUCGACGAAUUCGACAAAAUGCCAACGCAACACCAAGCACUGCUGGAGGCAAUGGAGCAGUCGAGUGUGUCAGUGGCAAAAUCAGGAAUAAUCUGUUCUCUGCCAGCGAGAACUUCCAUAGUGGCAGCUGCCAAUCCAAUCGGUGGCAAGUACAAUAAAUCAAAGAGCUUCACCGAUAACCUGAACCUCAGCGAGCCCCUUCUCUCCAGAUUCGACCUGAUUUUCCUGCUACUGGACGUCCCCAGCGAGCAGAUGGACACCCUGAUGUGUGCUCACGUGAUGAGUGCCCACCGAGGCAGCAAAAUUGUCGCCCCAAGUCGCUCCUCAUCGAGUCUGACCGAGUUCAAUCCACCAGGUCAUCAAACCCUCAUCACCCUCAGGGAAAGGCUGACUCUCAGCAGCGACGACCUCAUUCCCCAGUCGAUCCUCAGAAAGUACGUCUCGUAUGCAAGACUCUAUGUCAAGCCCAGGCUGUCACCUGAUGCUGCCAACAGACUCAAAGAUUAUUAUCUCUCCCUUCGCCAGAAUAUCUCCAGUCAUCUGCCAAUUUUUCAUCGACAGCUCGAGGCUCUCAUCAGACUGACAGAGGCACGAGCCAAACUUGAGCUGCGAACUGAAGCCACUGAUGCUGAUGCACAGGAGGUAAUCGAAAUUUAUAAAUACACUUUGGCUUCUGUACCAUCUGCUGGAGCUGCUGGUCCUGGAGUCAGUCAUGAUUCUGGAAAAAUCACUGGGAAAAAAGUAUCAGCUUUUAUCUCUUUGCUCCAGCAGUUGGAGCUCGAGGGGGGGCAGGCUCUUCUGUCGAAGACGGAUUUGAUGGAAAUUGCUAAUCAGGGGGGAAUUGUUAUCAAUGAAUUCUCCAGGUUUAUCAAUAAACUCAAUGACGAGGGGAUAUUGAUCAAGAGGGGACACGAUUUGUAUAAAUUUGUUAAUUUGUGAAUUAUUCAUUAUUAUAGAAACUAUUCGGAAUUAUUGUUAUAUUUUAU